CCUCUCUAGAAGACUCCCGACGCUGGACAUGGCGGAAACCAGGAUAAAAACACUCCUGAACAAUCUCUGGAUGUUAAUUCUCAUCGCAGGACACGUCCAGCCUGUUUUGUCAGACGGCUGGAUUCAUGCACACGCAGAGGACAAACUCUUCCACAAACUCUUCAUCGGGUAUAAUAAGUGGUCCAGACCCGUGCGAAACAUCAGCGAUGUUGUUAUCGUCAAGUUUGGCCUCUCCAUCGCUCAGCUUAUUGAUGUGGAUGAGAAGAAUCAAAUGAUGACCACAAACGUUUGGCUGAAACAGGAGUGGAAUGAUUAUAAACUGCGCUGGAAUCCAUCCGAAUUUGAUAAUGUGACGUCUAUUAGAGUCCCAUCAGAGAUGAUUUGGGUGCCUGACAUUGUUUUAUACAAUAAUGCAGAUGGUGAGUUUGCAGUGACUCACAUGACCAAAGCACACCUGUUCCACACGGGGAAGGUGAGCUGGGUUCCUCCCGCUAUCUACAAGAGCUCCUGCAGCAUCGACGUAACCUUCUUCCCCUUCGACCAGCAAAACUGCAAGAUGAAGUUCGGCUCCUGGACCUACGACAAAGCCAAAAUCGACCUCGAGCAGAUCGAGGGCACGGUAGACCUAAAAGACUACUGGGAGAGCGGCGAAUGGGCCAUCGUCAACGCCGUCGGGACCUACAACACCAAAAAAUACGACUGCUGCCACGAAAUCUACCCGGACAUCACCUACUUCUUCAUCAUCCGCCGCCUGCCGCUCUUCUACACCAUCAACCUCAUUAUUCCCUGCCUGCUCAUUUCAUGCUUAACCGUGCUUGUGUUUUACCUCCCGUCAGACUGCGGAGAAAAAAUCACCUUGUGUAUUUCCGUUCUCCUUUCGUUAACCGUUUUCCUAUUGCUCAUCACUGAGAUAAUCCCCUCAACAUCUCUAGUUAUUCCUCUAAUCGGCGAGUAUUUGCUGUUCACGAUGAUAUUUGUAACGCUCUCCAUUGUCAUUACCGUUUUUGUGCUCAACGUGCACCAUCGUUCGCCUAGCACGCAUAAAAUGCCACACUGGGUCCAUUCAGUGUUCCUGGACCACAUUCCCCGCUGGCUCUUCAUGAGACGUCCAGAGCCUGAACAGAAACCAAAAAAGACGCAUAAUCUGAGCACAUCCAAGAGCUGGUUCCAGCAGGAGACUGGAGUGGAUGGUCUGGCUUGUCAGGAUAUGGAGUUUGGGAUCGGUUUAUCCACAUCCAUCUCCUCUCCAUCCGCAACCUCACUGCAUUUGUCUGAUUCAGAGCCUUUGCUCCAGAAGUAUGAGCUCCAUCAUUUGGGACAUGUAGUGAAUCUGUGUCAGCGUCCUGCAAAGCUUGGUAACCUGGUGACAGAGCCUAGUCUGCUGUUUUCUCCGUGUGUCCUGCGAGCUCUGGAAGGGGUGCGGUACAUCGCUGAUCAUCUGAGGGCUGAGGAUGAAGACUUCUCAGUCAAGGAGGACUGGAAAUAUGUGGCGAUGGUGAUUGACCGCAUCUUUCUGUGGAUGUUCAUCAUCGUGUGUCUAUUGGGAACCAUCGGCCUCUUCUUACCGCCAUGGCUAUCAGGAAUGAUCUAAAAAACACAUUCAGAAGCACAUCAAGAGCAGCGAUAAACACUGAACUGAUGGAAACCCAGACCUUUCAGCAAG
Molecule: messenger RNA, 1663 nt
Organism: Danio aesculapii
Lineage: Eukaryota; Metazoa; Chordata; Actinopteri; Cypriniformes; Danionidae
Gene: chrna2a
Product: cholinergic receptor, nicotinic, alpha 2a (neuronal)
Exons: 6
Coding region: 29-1591 (520 amino acids)
Biological process (GO): monoatomic ion transmembrane transport; chemical synaptic transmission; signal transduction
Cellular component (GO): neuron projection; postsynaptic membrane; synapse
Molecular function (GO): acetylcholine-gated monoatomic cation-selective channel activity; transmembrane signaling receptor activity
Source: RefSeq, a predicted model, not a curated record